Messenger RNA from Anopheles cruzii, 648 nucleotides. RefSeq lists its product as uncharacterized. The coding region runs from base 1 to 648 and encodes 215 amino acids. The transcript has a single exon. NCBI's taxonomy places the organism in Eukaryota, Metazoa, Arthropoda, Insecta, Diptera, Culicidae. The record is from RefSeq and is a predicted model, not a curated record.
AUGGCUAGUUUGAAUAGAAGUGAAGCCUUUCCAGCGUCGCAGUCGCUGGAUCUAGAAGAUUGCGAUGAAGAAACUCAAGCCCUGAUCGCAGAUUCGUUGCAGUUGGCCGACGAACUAGUGGCGAUCACGGCGUACGAAGAACUGGCGCGAUCACGAUCCGCCGCCCUGAAGGACAUUGAACUGGACGUGGAACACUACUGCCGAACGGUACUGGCCUACAAGGAGUCACUGGAUCGAUUGUCGCUGCUCGAAAACGGUGUCCUGCACGCGCUCAAUCGGGCCAGGGCACCACCAGCGAACAUUGAUAGUUUACUCCACGGGAUGGAAAACAAAAUGGACUUGCUCCGGAAACUUCUACGUGAAAGCAUGACCGUCGCUUGUCCUAGCAUGCUAGAUCGGGAGUCGCUCGGCAUACUUGGACAGCAUCGCGAGCAGUUGAAUACCUUGCAGCAGCAGCUGGAGCGAGCAGAAGCCUUGAUCGACGGAAUUCAGGUACGGGAGCUGGCCAAAACGAUGGAGGCGCUGGAACGUUUCACGAAGAAGCUAAACCAGGAGAUGGACAGCAUGCUAAAACUGAACACGGUGCACAGUCAAAUGGUGGUGGGGUUCUCGAAGAAAGUCUCCCUCGAAAGUCCUCCGGAUAAAUGA